AUGUCAGACAACCCCUCCCGGCAUGUCGCGUACGAGCAAGUGAAGCUGAUGCUGGACUUCAUGGGACAGCAUGUGGACUUCGCCACGGGCCAGCUGCGCUCGCUGGAGGCCCGCCACGUCUCCAAGAAGCUGUGGAACGAGCUCACACAAACCCUGAACAGUUGCCGGGGUACAAGGAAGACCAUGGAUGGGUGGAGUCGGUAUUGGAGUGACUUCAAGAACAAGCUAAAGAACAAACUUCGUAUAAUAAACAAACGGAAGCGACUCGGCUCCACCGACAAAGGUAUCCGGCCGCUCACCAAGCUGGAGAAGAGAGCCGUCGUGAUACUGGGGCCCUGCUUCGAGAAGAAGGUCUCCCGGCUGGCGCAGCAGGACUAUCAGGAUGAGAGCGGAACACAAAAGCUACCCAAGGUGACAGCAGAGGUGAAAAUAGAGAGUAUGGAAGACCCCGCGGACCGAUGCAGCGGCCGCAUCGAGAUAUCGCCGCUAGACGCGCACAUAGCCCUUUCGCCAAGGAUACACGUUUCGCCAGACCGGGAAAGCGAAGAUGACGCCCCAUCCGACUACGACGAUUCCGAACAGAAUGGGCCACUCAUGAGUUCACUGUACCCAAAGUGGCUAAUCGAGAUCGAGCAGAAACGCGCCGAGGCCGAGCUCUCCCGAGCGAGGGCCGAAGAGAGCCGAGCGCGCGUAGCGGCGUCUGCGGCGCAAGCGGCCACCAUACAGGCGGAGGCAUUAAGAACACUGGCAGAGGCGGCAUCGAAGCAGGCGGACGCCGUGGCCAGGAUAGCGGCCACUCUCGACACUAUCCACAAACAGCGGGCCAACGACAUACUAGGGGGGCUCUGACUUAGUUUUACUACUCUUAUUAUGAUUUGGUAAAAUUAUGUUAUCUACAUACAGACUAGCGGGAGAAAUGAUCUGAUUGUAUGUAAAUAGUAUGAUUACUUUAUAAUCUAGAAAAACAUGUUAAUUUCUUGAAAAUGUGCUACAAAUACUAGUCAUUUGAUAAAUUAUAUUUUAUGUGUUGUGUCUUGGUUAAAUACUUUAGUGAUAAAAAGAUUUUGAAUUGAAGUUAAGUAUUUGUUAAAGUACUUCUUGGGCGCAGGUACUUGUUGCUUGUAGUCCUAAAGUAUAGAGGUACUUUUUUAUCUGUUUUUUGUACGAUUUCGUAAAAUAGUGUGACAAUUAGUGUAGUAUAUUAUUUUUAUUGCCCUGUCAGGGACUGUACCUGUUAAGGCCCGUCUCGAUAUCGCG
This is a messenger RNA of Cydia fagiglandana, 1257 nucleotides long. RefSeq lists its product as uncharacterized. Bases 1 to 849 code for a protein of 282 amino acids. The record is from RefSeq and is a predicted model, not a curated record. The transcript has 6 exons. Lineage: Eukaryota; Metazoa; Arthropoda; Insecta; Lepidoptera; Tortricidae.